Molecule: messenger RNA, 1479 nt
Organism: Manis pentadactyla (Chinese pangolin)
Lineage: Eukaryota; Metazoa; Chordata; Mammalia; Pholidota; Manidae
Gene: CD14
Product: CD14 molecule
Exons: 2
Coding region: 247-1371 (374 amino acids)
Biological process (GO): positive regulation of type I interferon production; inflammatory response; toll-like receptor 4 signaling pathway
Cellular component (GO): membrane raft; lipopolysaccharide receptor complex; external side of plasma membrane
Molecular function (GO): protein binding; lipopolysaccharide binding
Source: RefSeq, a predicted model, not a curated record
CUGCAUUUUUUAUUGCAAAAUUUCCCAGAAGGUUAGUGAAUGGAGUGGCUGGGUGGAAAGAAGUGACCAGAGUUCAGAGAGGAAGGACAGAGUGACACCUAGGGUUACAUAAACUCCCAGGGGCCGCCGGCGCGUUGCCACUGCCCGUGGAGGCUGCACGCUGGUGAGGGCCGCUGCGGCGGAGGGGAAAGAAGCCGAGCCCUUCCCGGAGCCGGGGACGCAGACGCUCUGAAGGCCGCGUGGACCAUGGCCCGCGCGCCCGACCUGCUGCUGCUGCUGCUGCUGCUGCCGCCGCUGCUCGUCUCCGCGGACGCGCCCGAGCCCUGCGCGGUGGACGACGACGAUGUCCGCUGCGUCUGCAACUUCACCGCCCCGCAGCCCGACUGGUCCAGCGCCUUCCAGUGUAUGACUGCCGUCGAGGUGGAGAUCCGUGGCGGCGGCCGCAGCCUGGGACACUUUCUGAAGGCUGCCGACGUCGACUCAAAGCACUACGCUGGCAUAGUCAGGUCUCUGCGCCUGCGGCGGCUCACGGUGGGCGCCGCCCAGAUUCCUGCUCCGCUUCUGGGGGCCUUCCUGCGAGCGCUCGGGUACUCGCGGCUCAAACAGCUGGCGCUCGAGGACCUGGACGUAACCGGCACGAUGCCGCCGCCGCCCCUGGAGGCCAUUGGGCCUGCGCUCUCCACCCUCAGUCUCCGUAAUGUGUCCUGGGCAGCGGGAGGUGCCUGGCUCGCGCAGCUGCAGCAGUGGCUCAAGCCAGGCCUGCAGGUACUGGGCAUUGGGCAAGCACACUCGCUUGCCUUCCCCUGUGCAGAGCUCCGCAGCUUCCCUGCCCUCACCACCCUAGACCUGUCCGACAAUCCGGGACUGGGCGAGCGCGGGCUGGGCGCCGCGCUCUGUCCGCAGAAGUUCCCGGCCCUCCGGGAUCUAGCGCUUCGCAAUGCGGGGAUGGAAACGCCGGGAGGCGUGUGCGUGGCGUUGGCGGCUGUGGGUGUGCAACCCCACAGCCUAGAUCUCAGCCACAACUCGCUGCGCGCCACCACCCCGGGCGCUCCCGGGUGCGUCUGGCCCAGUGCACUGAGGUCUCUCAACUUGUCGUUCGCUGGGCUGGAGACGGUACCUAAAGGACUGCCGGCCAAGCUCACUGUGCUUGAUCUCAGCUGCAACAGGCUGCUCAGGGCGCCUCGGCCAGACGAGCUGCCCAAGGUGAGUAACCUGACACUGAACGGGAAUCCUUUUCUGGACCCUGGAGCCCCCAAGCCUCAAGAAGACCUGAUAAACUCUGGUGUGAACCCAGCCUGUGUGCGCUCCGCCCUGGCAGUGGGGAUGUCAGGAACUCUGGCGCUGCUUCAAGGGGCCGGGGGCUUGGCCUAAGAAGAAAGAAUUGGCUCCGACUGCCCUGGCUGCGGGGGAGCCUCUUCAGGACGUCUUAACCAACCAACCCUCUGCCCCAUAUUCAUUAAAGUCUUAAACAAUAGUCCA